This is a messenger RNA of Haliotis rubra (blacklip abalone), 153 nucleotides long. RefSeq lists its product as uncharacterized. The record is from RefSeq and is a predicted model, not a curated record. Lineage: Eukaryota; Metazoa; Mollusca; Gastropoda; Lepetellida; Haliotidae. The transcript has 2 exons. The annotation marks the transcript as partial.
ACCGAGUCAUAUCACAGUGGUACAUCUACCGAGUCAUAUCACAGUGGUACAUCUACCGAGUCAUACCAGUGGAGUCAUAUCACAGUGUCAUAUCACAGUGGUACAUCUACCGAGUCAUAUCACAGUGGUACAUCUACCGAGUCAUAUCAAAGU